AUCGAUCGUUUCAAGAAAGUUUUCUUCUGUGACGCAUUCUAUAAAUGAAACAAAGCAGUAAUGCCUGGUCACAAUGCUUGAUCUUCUUAUAGCAAGAGAAACGAAAGCCUGAUAACUCUAGUUUUAAGGAACUACCCAGGAUCUCACCGUGUUUAUAACACGAUAGAGACCGCAAAUCUAGUGAAAUAAGAUGAAUGGGUACAAAUUAAGAAUAAGAAAUGACCCAAUGUCGUGAAAGCAAACUCAGUUUCCCAAACACUAGUUGAAUAAUCAAAGGUUGAUCGCCUAGACAGGUCAGUUGUUUUUCAGAUGGCUGAGGAUUAUGAAAGCAUAUAUCCUAGGACACACUCUCAGCAUGACAGUGAGUCGACAAAAGACCUACCUGACCAGCAUUUCAACACUUACUAUAAAAUGGUAGGAAAUAUAAUCCCUAUAGAGAAUAAGGUGAAUGAAUAACUGAGUUUUAAUGUUCAAACGUAUACUUGGACGUUCGAGGUCAAUCCCAGAUCAAUCAGCAUGAGUUGUUGCAAACUUCCUAGUCUUCUAUAACGAUUGGCCUUGUUAUACAUCGAUGGUGAGUGAUAAAAAUUGAAGGCGAUGGUUUAGAGAUUCAAAAUGACCUAGAACUUGGCAGUUGAUAAUAAACGCUUCCAAGCGCAUUAAGAUGCAUAUCGGUCUCCAAGGUACACGAUGAAUAACAUUGAGCUAAUUGUUUUCUAAACACACAAUGAUCUCGGAGUCAUCGUCAGCAAAGACUCAAAACUCCUGCACAUGAGAAAGCCACCAAAAGUUUUAGAACCCUAUGGACAGCACGUAAAGUAUGUACCUAUGCCGGUGUGAAUUAUUUUCGACUUCGUAUGGAAUGUUCUAUCGCACAGAAUUAUAGCAUCGCACAAGAGUGCCUAGCCGGUGCUUAAAAGGAGACAGUAGGCUGCUUGAGAAGAUUCGACGAACCGCAGCUGAGCUGACUACUGGAAUCACAGACCUCUCGUUCGACCAUAGACUAGCUAAAACAAAUCUUUUGAAGUUUUCAAAUAGAAGAAUCAAAUGUUAUUGAUUGACUGAGUGACAAGUAUGAAUCUAAUCUAGCCUUAUUUUUCUUGUCUUUCGAGAAAUAGAAUUUGAGAAUUCUCCAAAGAAAAUCACCAUUCAAGAACAAAUAUUGUGUCAGCUGACUAUCGACUGCCUCAUCUAGUCGUGAACGAAUGGAGUGUUGAAGCACCGUGUGUUGAUGCUCCUAAAAAGUAAGUCGUAUCAACAGAAAGAACAACACUGGCAGGAGUAAAAAGAGCCCACUUAGUCUCAUAUCAUUUUGAACUGAAACUGUGAUACGUAAAUCAGAGAGCAGAACAGAGGAAUAAAAAACAACGGACGCAAAAUCCAAUAAAAACUAAUUAACUGUCUUUGAGAGAACUCUACGAUUGUUGUUGAUCAAAGUGAGGUUGACACAGUCUAUAUACAUUGUUUCGCAAUCUCUAUAGUGAGUUUCAUUCUUUUAAAGCAAAUAAUUACUAUUUGAUGGUCACAAAGUUAUUGGAUGGUGAAUAAGAAGGGCAAUAGAAAACGUUGUGUUUAAGUAUGCUAAUAAUAUAAAUACCACGAAAACAACGAGAACACCACCUCAAAGUGCAGAAGAUGGAAUUGUGUCAGAAAUUCGAUAAUGUCUUCCCGCCGAAAAUUCGCCGUUGGCUCGGAUUGGCGCUAGCAAUUUUCGAUGUUUUUCUUUUUGGUGGCUAUCACUACGGCUUCAAUUCCCUCAUCACAGUCUACAAAUCAGUUGGCGUCUACGCUUACAACUGUACGGAAAAUGGCUGCUCUUAUCAUUAUGAUAUGUUCGGAGUUGUUUUCAUGGUUUGGAUGGUGUCACAAAUGUGUCUUAUUGUAUUUGCUGGGAUACUGAUGGAUAAGGUGGGGCUGAGAAUAUUAAAACUGCUGGCAGCUGUAGUAUACUUUACUGGUACCGUAAUGUUUGCAUUUACAACUGGUGAAACAGUGCCACUAUUCUAUGCUGCCGGUAUACUUGUCGCUUUAAGUAGUAUAUGCAGCUUGAUAUGCAAUCAUCAAGUCAGUUCCAUGUUCCCACAGUUUCGUGGUCUUUGUAUAUCGCUUUUGUCUGGAGCGUACGACUCAAGUUCGGUUGUAGCUUAUGUGUUGUCGUUGACCUAUCUUGUAUUCCCAUUCAAAUGGUCGUUUAUUAUUUUGGCUUGCGGCUCAAUAGUUGUUGGCAGUUUUGUGGCACUCUUUAUCCUUACUCAGAAAUCUGAAGAUAUGGGGAAAUUCUCCUCCAUCAACACAGAAGAAGAAAAGUUAUGUGAGAAAACGUCAAUUGAAAGUUCGGGAGAAAUGGAUAUCUAUGGAGAAAUAUCUUCAAUUUUGGAUAAACGUUACCCAUCUUUAUUAAGUUGUGUUUUUUCUUUAUCAUACUUACUGAUUAAUCUUUGGUUUACUUUGGGUUUGUUUCGUUUCUCAUUUUACCUAUCGCACUUAGCAAAACACAUAAAUGAUGCGUAUUCUGACAAGUCAACUGCAGAUCAUUUGUUAAGUAUUUCCUCAGCAUUCUUCAUGUCGAGUUUCUUGCUGUCACCAGUUACUGGUCUUAUGAUUGACUUCUGUCUCAAAAGAGCUCGAACGAGCAUUAAGAACAUGCUCACCAACGAACGUGAUUUAGCGAAUCCCGAUAAAAUGUAUUAUACUCUAACACUUGGCCUAGUCCCGGGACAAGGUCUUUUGGCUCUCUCUGCUGUUGCUCUGAGUGCAAUGAUGUUUAUACCUAGUCCUAUAGCUUCUUAUGCAUCGUUUGUAUUCUUGGUUAUAUUAAGGUCACUCUUAUUCAGUUGCUUCAUUAGCUUUCUUCUGUCUGCAUUCCCAAUACGUUAUUUUGGUACAUUGAAUGGCAUUACUAGUGCGGUAUCAGGUUUAAUAUGUCUCUCGACGAAUGCCUUUCUUCGUACUAGCAGAUCUACAGAUAAUUAUGUAACCAUGGCGAUAUCGAUCGGGAUAUUUGUUGUACCUAUUAUUUUUCUAAUCAAAUCAAGACAAUAAAUCAGUCAGUGUUGUGAUCUUAUGAAAAUCUUAUUUUUAUUUUUAUAUUGAGACCCGAAAUUAGAUAUGAAUGCUUCAAUAUUUAAAUUUUGCAACAACUUAUAUGGUGUAAACUUUCGUUAAUUAAUUAAUUUUUUCAAUAAUAAAAAUUUAUGCUG
Messenger RNA from Schistosoma haematobium, 3200 nucleotides. RefSeq lists its product as uncharacterized. The transcript is spliced from 3 exons. Bases 1636 to 3042 code for a protein of 468 amino acids. The record is from RefSeq and is a predicted model, not a curated record. Gene Ontology annotation, biological process: transmembrane transport. NCBI's taxonomy places the organism in Eukaryota, Metazoa, Platyhelminthes, Trematoda, Strigeidida, Schistosomatidae. Gene Ontology annotation, molecular function: transmembrane transporter activity.